CGAUAUUUGACAUAAAAAAUAAAUGGCUACCUCGAAUGUUUUAGGUCAAUUAAGUGAGAGAAUGUAAUCAAAGUACUGCCUUAAAAUCAAUUAAUGUUCGUUUUAUCGUGUAACUUGGUCAUUCGUAAUCGUGAUAUGAAAUAAAUCUACUAAAAAUGUUUAGAUUCUUAAGUGGAAGGAAGCCCAGGAACGCAAGGGCUACAAAUAGUACAAAUGCAAAAUCGAAUAAAAGUGUGAUAAACAAGAAUUUAUUGCAAUGCAGAGUCAUAUUAUUAGAUGGAACGGAUUUAUCUGUGGAAUUAUCGAAAAAGGCUAAAGCGAGAGAUUUAUACGAACAAGUAUUCUAUUCAUUGGAUCUAAUAGAAAAGGACUAUUUCGGAUUGCAAUUCACGGACGCUAAUCACGUAAAACAUUGGCUGGAUCCCACGAAAACAAUAAAGAAACAAAUAAAAAUUGGUCCACCUUACACGAUUCGCCUAAAAGUAAAAUUUUAUUCCUCCGAACCAAACAAUCUCAGGGAGGAAUUGACACGGUACCAAUUUUUCCUGCAACUGAAACAGGACCUGCUCGAAGGUAAAUUAGAGUGUCCUUAUGAUGUAGCCGUAAAAUUAUCCGCUUUGGCGUUACAAUCUGAGCUUGGCGAUUAUGACGAAACCCAGCACACUCCUGCCACCGUUUCCGAAUUUAGAUUCGUACCGAAUCAAACGGAAGAUAUGGAAAUUGAUAUACUAGAAGAAUUUAAAAAAUGCAAAGGUCUGACACCUGCUAAUGCCGAGCAAAGUUACCUAAAUGAAGUCAAGUGGCUAGAAAUGUAUGGAGUGGAUAUGCACACAGUAUUGGGUAAAGACAGUAUGGAGUAUAGAUUAGGUUUGACUCCAACGGGCAUACUAGUGUUUGAAGAGCCCAACCAGAAAAUCGGGUUAUUUUUUUGGCCGAAAAUAAGUAAAUUGAACUUUAAAAAGAAGAAACUAACUUUAGUUGUAGUAGAAGACGAUGAUCAAGGGAGAGAACAAGAGCACACUUUCGUUUUUAGGUUGCAUAACGAGAAAGCUUGUAAACAUUUGUGGAAAUGCGCCGUCGAGCAUCACGGAUUUUUCAGGCUUCGCGCGCCCGUCAAAGGACCAUCGGCUAGGCAAAACUUUUUCCGGAUGGGCUCCAGGUUUCGUUACUCCGGACGGACGGAAUAUCAAAGUACAUAUCAAAACAGAGCGAGGAGGACUGUCCAACUAGAAAGAAAACCAAGUCAAAGAUACGGGAGGCGCCAGAGUCACGUACUCCGCGAAAGGGAACGCGAAAAGGAAAAGGAACAAGUCUCAUCGAACAGCAGCGAAAAAUCAACUGCAACUCCUACAGAGCCUCUCUAUUACACUGUGAAAGACGAUGUUACUAAAAGCCUUACACCUACUCCUUCGACUCCUACUCCAACAGGACCAGAAUCAAUAGGAUUGUUGAGCCACAGCAGCUUCGGCAAAGCUUCAGUCGGUCACAAUAGUUUCGGUAAAUCUUCUAUCGGACACAACAGUUUCGGAAAAGCAUCAGUAAAUUCAUAUGGUAGGGCUUCUGUUGGUGGAGCAUCGUGCAAUAGUCCUGUACUCUCUACUGGUAGCAAGAAUGGUACUUUACAAAGGAACAAAUCAGCCACUCCAAGUCAAGUGCCUUCAGUGAGUCCAACGCCUUCUAACGCGGACAGUCAGUUGGACUUUUUGUUCAAAAGUCUGGCGAAAGAAUCAUUGUCGGGAAUUAACCGAGACGACAAAAGAAACGAAAACACCGAAUCCGAAUCUGAAAACGAUGGCAGUGCUAAACCCCUUCCAAAUGAAAUCCCUAACAACAUUACCAAAUUUGUUGGAGUGGCUAAACCUCUACCACCUGGACAAAUAAAGUGUAACAUUUUGAAGGCCAAAGCGGAAGAAGAGCUUCACCAAAAGCUGACUAAUCAAAUGUUUGUACAUGCCAAGGAAGAAGAAACACCUCUCAACGCGGCUACAUUUAUUUCAGUGGGCGGAGAUAAAUUGACUUUAUCGGUGAGCGGCCCGACGAGUUUGCCGCCGGUAAUAACGAGUUCCGUGCUCAAAUCGCCGAAGAUCAUCGAGACCGAAACGCUGGACGAAAAUAAAAAUAAAAGCGACGAAAAAGACCACAAGCGUUGUCCCACGCCGGUUACCGUGACGUUCUUCGGACAAAACGACGGUAAAUUGGGUAUAUGCAAAGUGGAGGACGAAAAGAUCAGCUUGAAUCCUUUCGCUGAUUAUUUGAAUGAGAAUAACGGCGACCAUUUUAAUUCGCUGAACGUGUUCCAUCCGAACAAUCCGUUUUGUAAUUCGGAAGCGGGAUGUAAAGAUGAUGGUCCUGAUAGCGAUUCGAAGGAAUCCGAUGAAGAGAAUAAGACGAGUUUAGAGGAGCCGCUUUCGAAGCAAUCCACGCCUCUGAGUCCUACGCUUAGCAAAGUGUCGCCCUGGUUGGUUUCCUCUGAUGUGGUUUCAUCGCCAGUUUCCAAAGUGGAUACGACAGAGACAACGAUUAUAAGGAAAUCUGUGAUUACAACGCAGCUGUAAUUGUUGAUAUUUUUUUUAUUUUAACAGAUGUACAAGUACUCUUCGUACGAUUGGAAGUUUCGAAUAAGCCAUUUUAAUUUUUUAUUGCGCAGAGAUGUUAUUUUUAAGAAAUGUUAGAUAAACUCCAGAACUAUGCUGAAAUAUUAUCAAUUUUAUUGGCAACUUCUUUGAUUUUAAGACUUUUAAGCUUAGUUCUCGAGUUUUAAUGUUUCGGUGAUGUACUUAUGUUACUGAGAUUGACACCACAUUUUACUUAUACAGCUAUUUUUAUACUAUUUUAUUUGCAACAAUACUUAGUGGUGUUAAAUUUUUAUUUACUUAUGGUAUUAUGCUAAGGCAAUAGCUAUUUGGCUUAAUAUAUUGAUUCCUAUAAAAUUUACUGUAUCAGUUCAGAGAGAUUAUUUAGUUACUGAUUUUUUUGGAGGUAUAUCGCAGUUGAGGGAUUACUAGGUAAUUUUUGCAGGAUACAAAUUUUAACUGCUCUGAUACAUGCUUUUCAAUAUUGCAGUGAGACACGCUAUUAUUUCCGUUUAGAUCUGCUUUUUUAUCGUUAAGGUUUCCAUUUUCUUUUUAAAUAUUUUAUUUAUUGUGAUUAGAAGAUUUAUAUUCUUAUCUUUAUUCGGUUUUAGACAACACAUAUUUUUACAAUAGUAAUAUUAGGUUAGCCAUUUAUAUCUAUAAAAUAUUAAAUUUGCAUUCGUCGGGUACAAUCAUUUUAAUAUUAAAUUACGUUUUAGAAAAAGCGCAGUAUUUUUAUAUGUAAAAUUUUUGAUAAAAUAUUCUAUAGAGAAUAAGUGAAAACAAUGAAUCUCGCAUUCCAUUUCAAAUGUACCAUUAAAACAUUUUUGAAAAAAAAUGCUAAACAAAUUAGUGGGAUGUUUGAAGUUACGAGUCUAUUCGAUUUUAAACUUGUAAACAAUAAGUUUACAUUAAAGUAAUAAUUUUAUAGAUCUGAUAUUUACAUCCAGAAGUGCCAUUCCAUGUCAAAUUUUUAAACUUCCACUUCAAUUAAGACUUAAACAUUCUGAAUUAUGUAUCCGUCCUUUAUUUUAUCUUCUAAAUAAAGUAUUUAUAUAUGUUUUUAAAUAUUUGUUUUAUUGAUAGAGAAACAAUUUCGUUAAGAACUUUAUUUCGGCAAAUAAGUUUUUGUACCAAUCUUAACGAGAGCAUUAAACAAUUCCUCAUUUACAGUCCUUAAUUUACAAUUUUCUUCAAACAUGUCUUUCUGUUUUUCUUUCUUAGAUAAAACGAAUUCUUCAUCUUUCGUUUCUAUAUCCUCGGUUUGCAGCUGACUAACCAUUAAAUCUUCUGAAUAUUCCAAGCUUCUCUGUAAACUUUUAAUCUGGUAUCGCGGUUUAAUAUUCUCCGCAAAGAAAUUUUCAUAGCUCAUAACGAACUUUACGUUUGUUAUAGGACUGUUAUGUUUGAUUUUUUUCAAUAUUUGCCUUUUCCUAACGUCCCAAGUGUACACGAAAGAAUCCGAACUGCCUGAGGCCAGGAUCGUUUCCAUCGCGUUUAAAGCCAAGCAAACGAUUUUACUUUUGUGUCCCACAAACUCCAAACUCAAUUUUCCAUCUUCAACGUGAUGAGUCAAAGUCCUCGGAGGGUCCUUCAGCACGAAUUGUUUGAUCAACCCAGUCUCCAUUCCGACGUAAAGUUGCCCAAACGAAGAAUCGAAUAUGACGCUUGUUAAACAGUUUCCAAAAACCAAAUUGCAUUCUAGCUCUCCAUUCAAAAGAUUGUAUAUUUUGCAUGUACGAUCUGCGGAAACCGUUAC
Phyllotreta striolata is the source of this 4332-nucleotide messenger RNA. Lineage: Eukaryota; Metazoa; Arthropoda; Insecta; Coleoptera; Chrysomelidae. The record is from the annotation of a GenBank genome assembly.